GCUGGGCUCUCCCGCUCCGCCUGCAGCUUCUCUCCCCGGUGGCCCGCGGCCACCCCUCCGGAGGGCUCGGGGCAAGGGAACUUGACGAGCCCGCCUUUGAGCUGAAGGCGGGAAAAUGGCGGACUCCUCGGGGCGCGGCUCUGGGUUGCCUUCUGCAGGGGACCCCAGUACUCCUAGUGGCCCCAAGCCGAAAGGAAAGCAAACACAAGGAGGAAAAAUGGUCGAAUCCCGAUACCUGCAGUAUGAGAAGAAACCCACUAAAAAGGCUCCUGCAGCAGAUGUUUUAAAGACCAGUGGGAAGAUCCCUGAAGGCGGAAGGAAACCCAGCUCCCUCCAGAAGAGCAAAGAAAGCAGUGGGAUCUUCGACAAAGGCGACCUGCAGUCCACGUUGCUGGAAGGACACGGCACCGCCCCCCCGCACCUGGAUCUCUCAGCCAUCAAUGACAAAAGUAUGCUCAGAAAGACUCCACAAUUAGAAAAAAAAGUGUCAAAGAAAACCGAGUCGACAUCAUUUUCUGCCUCGCAGGAAAAGGACCCAGUAAGUGUCUUGCCGGUCUCGUCUCAUCGGCCCCUCUCGCUCCUGCUGCAGAUCGAGAUGCUCAGCCCCUACGCGGCUGUGUCUGAAAGCUUCAAGGAGCAGUACAAGGCACUCGCGAAGGCCCUGGACACCACGAGGCAUGAGCUGCCUGUGAGAUCAGUUCACCUGGACGGAGGCGCGCAGAAGUUCUUAGAUGAUUUGCAGCGGGAAUUGACGACCACACACCAUCUGUUGGGAGAACUUGGGGUCUGCAGUUCAGAAGAAAACGGGAAAGUGCUAGACCUGCUGGGUGAACUGAAGGAAAUGACCCAAAAGAAGGAUCUGGAGCUCCGAAGGAGCUUCGCCCAGGUGCAGGAACUCUCUGCUGGAGUGAGUAAGGAGGCAGCCUUAAUCAACCAGGAGGUCUGGGAAGAGGCCCAGGGCCCGGUGGCCCCCCGCCAGUGGUAUUUCAAUGAGGAGGACACUCGAGGGGGCACUUGGGGAGAGGCCAGCAGCCCGCUCCUCUCGGGUGCCGACAAGCGCUGCGCACGGUGAAUCCACACGCAGGCCGUGACCCUAGCCCAAGUGGGGCCUCUGCAAACCCUCGGGAGGAAAGCUCUGUCCAGGGCGCCUCUGUGCCAGGGCACCGGUGUGGUGUUCCCGAAACUCACGCACUUUAGUCACUUAGCUCAGCACUACAGCUGGUUUUGUGUGAUAAUCUUGUUUUAUAUUGAGAAAUAAAGUGUUUGGCAACUGA
Messenger RNA from Myotis brandtii (Brandt's bat), 1274 nucleotides. RefSeq names its product HAUS augmin-like complex, subunit 8 (gene HAUS8). The coding region runs from base 116 to 1072 and encodes 318 amino acids. The transcript has 9 exons. The record is from RefSeq and is a predicted model, not a curated record. Lineage: Eukaryota; Metazoa; Chordata; Mammalia; Chiroptera; Vespertilionidae.